This is a messenger RNA of Solenopsis invicta (red fire ant), 672 nucleotides long. RefSeq names its product secreted RxLR effector protein 161-like. The record is from RefSeq and is a predicted model, not a curated record. The coding region runs from base 1 to 672 and encodes 223 amino acids. NCBI's taxonomy places the organism in Eukaryota, Metazoa, Arthropoda, Insecta, Hymenoptera, Formicidae. The transcript has a single exon.
AUGUUCUUAGCCACUGUUACAAGACCCGAUAUAGCAUUUGCAGUGGGGAAAGUCAGUGCAUUCCUCAAUAAUCAUGAUGUAAAUCAUUGGAAUGCAGUAAAACGCAUUAUCCGCUACCUACUCAAUACAGUCGACAGAGGAGUCCUGUACGAAAGCGGCGGGAGCAAUGAAGAAAUUGAAGGCUACGUGGAUGCAGACUUCGCGGAAGACUUGGAGACAAGGAGGUCAACGACAGGCUACGUAUUUCUUCUGGGCAAUGGUGCUGUGACUUGGACAGCUCAACGACAAAAGAUGGUCACAAUUAGCACCACAGAGGCCGAAUAUGUAGCAGCAGCAGCAGCAGCUAAAGAGGCUAUAUGGCUUCGACGGUUGCUCAGUGGUCUAGAACGUAAUUGUAACCGCGCAACGAAAGUUUUUAUAGACAAUCAAAGUACAUUGAGACUAGUACAAAACUCAGAGUUUCACAAACGUACAAAGCAUAUAGAUGUACGUUGUCAUUUUAUUCGCGAAAAAGUGUUAAGCGGGAAAAUCGAUACUAAAUGUGUUAACACAACGAAACAAAAGGCUGAUCUGUUUACAAAAGCCUUACCGCGAGAUAGAUUCAAAGCUCUAUGUCAACUCAUAAAUCUUAUAGAACGUAAUAUGUGCUCAAACGGCGGGAGUGUUGCAUAG